Molecule: messenger RNA, 1947 nt
Organism: Striga hermonthica
Lineage: Eukaryota; Viridiplantae; Streptophyta; Magnoliopsida; Lamiales; Orobanchaceae
Source: the annotation of a GenBank genome assembly
AUGGCAAAAGAACCGACGCUCUCUUUGCUAAUUACCCUCUCUGCUGCACUCUUCUUCUUCUUCUUCCUCCCAGCGCAGGCAGCACUUUCUUCUAACUUCCUUCGAAAUGUCCCCCGCUUUCUCGGCAAAUUCUCGCGCUCCCACUAUGCCGGAGCUCCCCCUUAUCGGUACGAAACUCGUUACUUCGACCAGGAGCUCGAUCACUUCGGAUUCUCGGACCUCCCAAAGUUCCGUCAACGCUACCUCAUCAACACCGAACAUUGGGCCGGGCCCUCUGCGAUGGGCCCGAUAUUUCUCUACUGCGGCAACGAAGGUGAUAUUGAAUGGUUCGCCGCCAACACCGGCUUCCUGUGGGAGCUCGCUCCCCGUUUCCAUGCCAUGGUCAUCUUCCCUGAGCAUAGGUAUUAUGGAGAGUCGAUGCCUUACGGAAGUAGGGAGGAAGCAUACAAAAAUGCAAGUACACUAGCACACUUAACAGCUGAGCAGGCUCUUGCUGAUUUUGCUGUAUUAAUCACUGAGUUGAAAAUAAAUUUGUCCGCCCAGGCCUGUCCUGUGGUCCUGUUUGGUGGAUCAUAUGGGGGAAUGUUGGCGGCUUGGAUGCGGCUGAAAUAUCCCCACAUUGCCAUUGGAGCGCUUGCUUCUUCAGCACCUGUUCUACAGUUUGAGGAUAUUGUGCCUCCUGAGACAUUCUACAAUAUUGUUUCUGACGAUUUUAGACGUGAGGGGAGUCUGAACUGCUUUACUACCAUAAAGGACUCUUGGGAUGUAAUGGAAUCCGAGGGUCGGAAAAAUGAUGGACUUGCAUAUCUAACUGAAACCUUUGGUUUUUGCAAGAAACUCCAGAGUGUUGAUGAUCUCUUUAACUGGUUGUCUUCAGCUUAUAGUUAUUUGGCAAUGGGGGAUUACCCUUACCCUGCUGACUUUCUAAUGCCAAUGCCUGGAAACCCAAUAAAGGAGGUUUGUAAGAAGAUUGACAACAGUCCUUAUGGGACAAGCAUCUUACAGCGCAUAUUCCAAGGAGUUAGUAUUUAUUACAAUUACACUGGAACAGUUGAAUGCUUUGAUCUGGAUGAUGAUCCUCAUGGCAUGAGCGGGUGGAAUUGGCAGGCAUGCACUGAGAUGGUCAUGCCGAUGUCCAGCAGUAAAGAACAUAGCAUGUUUCCGGCAUAUGAUUAUAAUUAUACUUCCGAUGAAAAGUGGUGUUUGGAAAAUUAUAAUGUCAAGCCCAGGCCUACAUGGAUAAGUACGGAAUUUGGCGGACAUGGAUUUAAGGAUGCCCUGCAAACCUUCGGAAGUAAUAUCAUAUUCUCAAAUGGGUUAUUGGACCCAUGGAGUGGCGGCAGUGUGUUGGAGGAUAUAUCGGAAACUAUCGUGUCUCUUGUGACAGAAAAAGGUGCCCAUCAUUUAGAUCUACGCUCGUCAACGCCAGACGACCCUGAUUGGCUGGUUGAGCAGAGAGCCACUGAAAUCAAGUUGAUCCAAGGCUGGAGUAGCAGCUAUCGCGCCGUGAAGAGAGUUCUCGUCGUGGUGGAAAGCUGCAGCCAUGAAGGUGGGGUCUUGUGCAGUGGCGCGGUGGUCGUCUUACGGCUUGGAGGAGAGGAGCUGGAGUACGUGGCGCGGCACGGGGAUUUGAGAGCUGUCGUGAAGGAGCGAUGCUUUGUUACUGCUUCUACCCGACGACGGCGAACGGAGAGGACGCCGGCGAGAGAGCUUCAGAUUGCUGGUAUCAAUGGAGAGGUCGCCGAGAUUGAUGCGCACAGAAGGUCGUUCAAUUCGAAAUUGCUCUGCUAUGGCUGGGUUUUUAAGACUGAGCGAGAGGGAGAGAUUUUUGCAGCAAAAUCGCAACUCGUGCGAACGACUGCACAAAGAUCGCAACAAUUUCUGUCGUUGAGGGCCUGGUCUUCGCGAAGAAGAGGGAGCAGAGGCUCGGUCAAUUGCGAGGAAUAA